AUGCGUUUCUCGACCUGUGUUCUGUCAUACUCACUCCUUACUGCGGCGUGGGGUAUUGCCCUUCCCGAGGCCCUUAAACGAGACGUAAGCCUCACCGUCCACACGGACAAUGAGACAGCUCAGAUUAGCGUCCCUACUACAAGCACUGUGGUGACUCCAAAUGCCGUCAAUGGCCCAGCUAUUGGCAAUGGUGCCGAUGUGGCUGGCGCUGUGGCAGACAUCGUGGACAAAGUCGUCAACUUGAUUCAGAAACUCGUGGAUAACGACAUCAAGCGCCGCCAAACAUUCACUCAGAACGUCGUGGCUCGGGCGCGGCAGGAAACGGGGCUCAACGUCAUCAUGUCCAAUGUCGGAUACACAUUCGACGGCACGGUCGUGUCGAGGACGAGCACCAAGUACAAGGCGAAGGUCGGGUCUGAUGUCAGUUUCGACGUUAUCACAUUCGAAUCUGGAACCUUUGAUCUGAAGGGCGAUGGUGGUUUUCAAAACUGGGCAUUUAUCGUGAGCACGACCUGCCAGGCCGAUGCCAAAGCAAAGCAUAUUCGUUGCCCUUAG
Messenger RNA from Thyridium curvatum, 555 nucleotides. RefSeq lists its product as uncharacterized. NCBI's taxonomy places the organism in Eukaryota, Fungi, Ascomycota, Sordariomycetes, Thyridiales, Thyridiaceae. The coding region runs from base 1 to 555 and encodes 184 amino acids. The record is from RefSeq and is a predicted model, not a curated record. The transcript has 6 exons.